GCCGGUUAUGGCGGCCGUGUGUGUUUGUCCAUGAGGUGGGGGACGCCUGCUAUUCUUGCGGUCUGUGACAGAGCGAUCCGAGCGAAGCGCUGCCAUGGCUGGAGUGUUUGACAUUGAUUUGGAUCAGCCGGAGGAAAAUGUCUCCGACGAUGAGAAUGAGGAGGUUCAAAUCGGCGACAUCAUGGACCAGUGCAGUGGAUUCGAGUUCAACAUGGACGACUGCGAGAAGAUCGAGAUAUCAGAGGACAACGUCAACCAGGGGACGGAGAACAUCCGACCGGAGUGCUUCGAGCUUCUGCGGGUCCUGGGGAAAGGUGGAUAUGGAAAGGUUUUUCAAGUUCGGAAAGUUGUUGGAGCUGCAGCGGGCAAAAUAUUUGCCAUGAAAGUUUUAAAAAAGGCUAUGAUUGUCCGCAACGCCAAGGACACAGCCCAUACCAAGGCAGAGAGGAACAUCCUGGAGGAGGUGAAGCAUCCCUUCAUAGUUGAUCUCAUCUACGCCUUCCAGACAGGAGGAAAGCUGUAUCUCAUCCUGGAGUACCUGAGUGGAGGGGAACUUUUCAUGCAGCUGGAGAGGGAGGGCAUCUUCAUGGAAGACACAGCCUGUUUCUACCUGGCAGAGAUCUCCAUGGCUCUGGGCCACCUGCACCAGAAGGGCAUCAUCUACAGAGACCUAAAGCCUGAAAACAUCAUGCUCAACAGCCAAGGCCAUGUAAAGCUGACAGACUUCGGGCUGUGUAAAGAGUCGAUUCACGACGGCACAGUCACCCACACUUUCUGCGGCACCAUCGAAUACAUGGCCCCAGAGAUCUUGAUGAGAAGUGGACACAACAGAGCAGUGGACUGGUGGAGUCUGGGCGCUCUGAUGUACGACAUGCUCACAGGGGCGCCACCAUUCACUGGUGAAAACCGAAAAAAGACCAUUGACAAGAUCCUGAAGUGUAAGCUCAGCCUCCCACCCUACCUCACACAAGAAGCAAGAGAUCUCCUGAAACGGUUGCUGAAGAGGAACGCCUCGUCGCGGCUGGGAGCAGGAGCAGGAGAUGCCACAGAGGUGCAGGCUCAUCUCUUCUUUAGACACAUCAACUGGGAGGAUUUGUUGGCUCGGAAAGUGGAGCCUCCCUUCAAACCUUUCCUGCAAUCAGCUGAAGAUGUGAGUCAGUUCGACUCGAAGUUCACCAGUCAGACGCCAGUCGACAGCCCGGAUGACUCGACCCUCAGUGAGAGUGCCAAUCAAGCCUUCCUGGGUUUCACAUACGUCGCUCCAUCUGUCCUGGAAAACAUCAAAGAAAGGUUCUCAUUUGAGCCAAAGAUCCGCUCACCUCGACGGAUCAUGGGCAGCCCGAGAACGCCUCUCAGCCCAGUCAAGUUCUCAGGGGGGGACUGCUGGGCCCGGAGUCCCCUUCUCCAAGGCGGAGGACCAAGCGUCCUCCAGUCACCUCAGGACCAGGCCAUGGAGCUGUCCACCCCAGAGCAGAUGGACGUCACAACGAGCUCUGAAGCCUCGGCCCCUCUUCCCAUCCGUCAGCCUACCGGGGUCAACCUGGCUCAAAUGAAGCAGCAAGCUUAUCCCGUCGUGGCCAAACGGCCCGAGCAUUUACGUAUGAACCUAUGACCCACCAACGCCUCUUUAGGAGAGUUUAUUUCGUGACUCUUUUUCUUUUUUUUCUUUGAUAUUUUUUAAGAAACAAAGCAAAAAGAUUAAGGAUGCUAGAGACAAUUCAAAUCCAAAAUUGCACAUCCGCUCACUCCAUAUACUGUCACAACCUGGAGCUUGUGUGUGGGUCUGGGACUCCAGCGUGCUGUAGUUAAGAGCUACCAACGACAUCACCGCCUCACCACUUCUCCUCCGACACCUCAGGUCUCAUGACCUUUCUGAACUGGACUAGUAGGACUGGAAACAUAUGAGGAGCGACAUGGAAAUGAGAGGCGAUGAUGUAUCACACAGUAUGCAAGCGAUUUACUCUAAAUUGCAGCCAGUCUACUGUACAAGACGACGUCCAAAGUGCUUUGUGCUAUUUGAAUGAAUGCCAGCGAGGUAAUUGCAUCCGUUUGGGAGAUGUUGACAGUCACUGGCUCAAAAUGAAAUGAUAAAAAUUAGGUUUAUUAUUGAAAAAGAUCAAAGAAAUGAUGGUUGUGAGCAGCGGACAAGCAGGCGUUCUGGUGUUGAUGAAUAUAGCUUUAUGUCUUACGAUGUUUUACAAAGUGGAUGCAUUAACUGUGCUAUACAUCAGUGAUGAAUCAGAGAGCCUAAAUUAAACAAGAAAAAAAAGAUGUUGACUUUUUACAUUCUUUCAGCAUUGGUGUUGUGGAUGGCUUAUUUGAUGUGGGAACCAUACAUCAAUUAUCUGCUCUUCAGGCGCACGACACCGUGGGAUGUAUCACUGGAUUAUCUGACGCAUCACCAGACAUAAUUGAGCUUGAUCACCAUGACCACCCAAAACGUCAAACUGAUCUCGGUGCUGCUUUGUUCAACCCCCACUCUGGCCACCCAGGAGACUGCGGGGCCUCAACGAUGACGGGAUGUCAGACCCCUAACUGACGCCUGGAGUGAACUCGUACUGGAGACAGUGGCACCAGUUGAUCUGGACACCGUCUGCAACUGUGGGGUUUAAUGCUCCAAAAACUCGGGGCAACAUUUACAGCCUGUUGCAUCAGCGUUCACUUGUUUAGGAGGGAAAUUUUAGAAAUCCCAAAAAGCAAGGAAAAUUAUAAUAAAAUGUAAAAAAAUACAGAA
This is a messenger RNA of Epinephelus fuscoguttatus (brown-marbled grouper), 2734 nucleotides long. RefSeq names its product ribosomal protein S6 kinase b, polypeptide 1b (gene rps6kb1b). Bases 95 to 1612 code for a protein of 505 amino acids. The transcript is spliced from 15 exons. NCBI's taxonomy places the organism in Eukaryota, Metazoa, Chordata, Actinopteri, Perciformes, Serranidae. The record is from RefSeq and is a predicted model, not a curated record. Gene Ontology annotation, biological process: signal transduction; protein phosphorylation. Gene Ontology annotation, molecular function: protein serine/threonine kinase activity; ATP binding.